AAGGAUUGGAAAUCAGUGGGUCACUAUACUAUUUGAUACCGGGUCUACACAUAAUUUGUUGCUACAGUAUUGUAGGCUUCUGUUAUAUGGAACAUUGUGGCAACAGUGAAGGACAUCUGAAAAGUGAUGAAACCCUAAAUUUCCCUUUCCUAUAAUUUCUCUCUAUUUUAUAGGCGCUUCCCUCGAAGUGAGUUUAUUCGUGUGUGAUUUCCCUUCAAUUUCUGGUGUUACAGAAUUAUUUCUGUUUAAUGUUUUGUUUAAUGUUCUAUGGUGAUUGAUGAAUGCUCGGGAGUGUAUUGAUGUGUGUUAGGUCAUCAUCUUUUCUUAAUUUUCUUGGAGCGAGCGUGUGAGCAAAUGUGGUCAAUAAUAUUGGCUUACUUUUGUUAACACAAACACAUUCACAGGCUGGCCUACGAUUCAUUGCAAUGAUCGCAUCCUCAUGUUUUUGCGUAGUUCAUCGUGUGCAGAUAUAUAUCUGUUUUCUUUUUUCGCCAUUGCUCUCUCCCUACCCCCUCUGCAUUUAAAUUUAGAUUAUUCAACGUUUGUAUAUUUUUUUAGGUAAAUGAAGAGGAUGGUAGAGCCGUAGAGGGCAAUUGGCCUGGGAGGUGGUCGUGAUCAUAAUAACACCUACAUUAGAUUCAAAGUUUAUAAGAUAGUUCGCACAAAUCACGGACUUGCAGAUUUGCAUGAAGUUUGAGUUAAAAUAUCUUAUCCGAUUGUAAUGAAUUCUAUUGUGAAGUGUAAAGAAUUUGAUUUUGGAUGAAAAACAGAAACCACGGUGAAGUUGUUCACUUACCAUGGUGAAGUUGUUCACUUUAUUUAUUUUCGAAAAUAAACUGAGUAUUUGCAGGCUGAAAAAUUAUAGAUUCAGAAUUCAAGCAAAGAAAGAAGAAAAUAUAUGGCUGACAAUAAGCAGGAGGCAGUCUGCGUGACCGGAGCCAACGGGUUCAUUGGAUCAUGGCUGGUCAAAACCCUCCUCAACUCUGGCUACUCCUCCAUCCACGCCUCUAUUUUCCCCGGCUCCGAUCCUUCCCACCUCUUUGCUCUUCCCGGCGCCAAAGACCGCCUGGUGGUGUACGAGGCCGACAUCUUGGAUCUGGAUGCAGUAUGCAAGGCCGUUGAUGGUUGUAAGGGUGUCUUCCACGUUGCCUCGCCUUGCACGCUGGAGGACCCAAAGGAUCCCGAGAAGGAACUAGUUCUGCCUGCUGUGCAGGGCACCCUCAAUGUGUUGGAAGCUGCUCUGAGGUCCAAGGUAAGGCGUGUGGUCCUCACUUCUUCAAUUUCUGCGCUGGUUCCCAACCCCAACUGGCCCCCGCACAAAACCUUCGACGAAUCCUCCUGGACCGACCUCGAUUACUGCAAAUCUCGCCAGAAAUGGUAUCCAGUGUCGAAGACAUUGGCGGAGAAAGCAGCUUGGGAAUUUGCUGAGAAGCACGGAAUAGAUGUAGUAGCCAUCCAUCCGGCUACAAGUCUUGGCCCACUCUUGCAACCUGGUUUGAAUGCGAGCUGUGCAGUAUUGCUGAACUUGCUACAGGGAUCGCAGGAUACUCAAGAAUAUCACUGGCUGGGAGCUGUGCAUGUUGGAGAUGUGGCCAAGGCGCAAGUUUUGCUCCUUGAGACUCCUUCUGCUUCCGGUAGAUAUCUGUGUACCAGUGGUAUCUAUCAGUUUGGUGAUUUUGCUGAGAGAGUCUCUAAAAUUUUCCCUGAGUAUCCUAUCCACAGGUUUACCGGGGAAACUCAGCCAGGACUGACGGCAUGCCAAGAUGCAGCGAGGAGAUUAAUCGAUAUGGGUCUGGUCUUCACUCCUGUUGAAGAUGCUGUUCGGGAAGCAGUGGAGAGCCUCAAAGCUAAAGGCUUCCUGCCCCCACAAACUGCACAAACUGCAUGAGUCUUAGGCUAUUUCGUUAUUAUUAUUUUUAAUUUUAGUAUAUAACAAGAAAAAUUUCGUGUUUCAUUGCUUUAUCUAUUAGUUGGACUCUGUUAAUGGCAAAGGUUGCAAUGAAGUUUUUAUUUUUA
Messenger RNA from Juglans regia (Persian walnut), 2016 nucleotides. RefSeq names its product cinnamoyl-CoA reductase 2. The transcript is spliced from 3 exons. Gene Ontology annotation, molecular function: oxidoreductase activity, acting on the CH-OH group of donors, NAD or NADP as acceptor. The coding region runs from base 899 to 1888 and encodes 329 amino acids. Lineage: Eukaryota; Viridiplantae; Streptophyta; Magnoliopsida; Fagales; Juglandaceae. The record is from RefSeq and is a predicted model, not a curated record.